Messenger RNA from Varroa destructor (honeybee mite), 3692 nucleotides. It is a transcript of the gene Cdk5, whose product is annotated as Cyclin-dependent kinase 5. Gene Ontology annotation, molecular function: ATP binding; cyclin-dependent protein serine/threonine kinase activity. Gene Ontology annotation, biological process: neuron apoptotic process; protein phosphorylation; synaptic vesicle transport. The record is from RefSeq and is a predicted model, not a curated record. Gene Ontology annotation, cellular component: nucleus; cytoplasm. NCBI's taxonomy places the organism in Eukaryota, Metazoa, Arthropoda, Arachnida, Mesostigmata, Varroidae.
UCAGCGGAAAAACAGUGAAUAUGAUUUCGUUUCAUUCUCAUUUUUUCGGAGUUACUCGAAGAAAAAGUUUCUCGCAAUAGCUACGAAAUAAUCUAAUAUCAGUCUUUAUGUUAAUUAUAUCCUUCUUUCUAGAGGCGAUUGUGCCAAACAUAAUCGACAAAGAAGAAGUGGCCGCAGCUAACGCAGCCGGGACGAAGAGAUACGACAACGUAAUCCAGCAGAUUUUGCUCACCAAAUUCGCCCGGUCGUACAGCUGUUGAGGAUUAUCGUCUUUCUACUAUAUCAUACUUAUUCUAAUUGUCUGUUUCGUCUAUGCAUAGCAACACUAUCAUGUGCGGUUGGUGUUUAUUGUGUACUCCUGGUGCUACUGCGGCAAACAACCACACUAAUGUGCCGAACUACGAGGAAUAUUGAGUAAGGCGUCUAACAAACAACAAAAAACGGGAAAGUCGGGAGUGUCGGGGGGGGGGGGGUAGUUCCUUUACGGGUAUAUCGGAGUAGUAUAAGGGUAUUCUGCGAUCAGAGGCUGCGGGAUCCAGUGACGCAGAAGUGACGUUCUUGCAGCAGCCCUGAUGUAAUUUCGGUUGAUUAAGCUGCGCACAGUUUGCUUUGGAGAUCCGACACAACGUUAACUAAGAAGUACUGGAGUGUAGAGCUGCUGCGGUGCAUUGGUGUCGUCAUGCAGAAAUAUGAACGGCUCGAAAAAAUUGGUGAAGGAACGUAUGGAACGGUGUUUAAAGCCAAGAAUAAGGAAACGCAAGAGAUUGUGGCCCUUAAGAGGGUUCGGUUAGACGACGAUGACGAGGGUGUACCGAGCUCUGCUUUGCGUGAAGUGUGUCUUCUGAAGGAGUUGCCGCACAAAAAUAUUGUUCGCCUGCACGAUGUGCUUCAUUCGGAGAAAAAGCUCACACUUGUUUUCGAGCACUGUGAUCAGGAUCUUAAAAAGUACUUCGAUUCGUUAAACGGGGAGAUUGAUCCCGAUGUUGUACAGUCGUUCAUGUACCAGCUUCUUCGAGGGCUGUCGUUUUGUCACAGCAAUAAUAUUCUACACCGUGAUCUUAAGCCACAAAAUUUACUUAUUAAUAAGAAUGGAGAACUGAAGUUGGCGGAUUUUGGCUUGGCGCGAGCGUUUGGAAUCCCAGUGCGCUGCUAUUCGGCCGAGGUGGUGACUUUAUGGUAUCGACCACCCGACGUACUCUUUGGAGCUAAAUUGUACACAACCUCAAUUGAUAUGUGGUCCGCGGGAUGCAUCUUUGCCGAACUGGCUAAUGCGGGCCGACCGCUGUUUCCUGGAUCAGAUGUCGACGAUCAGUUGAAGCGCAUAUUUAAGCUUCUCGGCACACCCUCUGAAGAUACGUGGCCCAAUAUGAGCAAGCUGCCUGAAUAUAAAGCGUUUCCGAUUUACCAUCCAACAACUAGCUUUUCGCAAGUGGUGCCCAAAUUAAACCCGAAGGGGCGAGAUCUUCUUCAGAAAUUGCUCGUAUGCAAUCCCCAGGGAAGACUCUCGGCCGACGAGGCCAUGCUCCACUCGUACUUCCACGAUUUGUCUCUUACAACUCAGCAAACUCUUCCUGGCGUAUAGCUUUGUGCGUGUAGUUUAUCGAGCCAGCCUAUUAUCAACGACAGUUACAGAGAUCAGAUGUAGGAUUGGAGAAGAAUGUGUCCUUCGUGCUUUGUAAAAUCAGAUGCACGAUGCAUAACCAAAGGUGCAAACCAGACUAUCAGCUUAUACAGCAGCGGGGUGCCACGGACAGCGGUGUUUGCUAACCCUGAUAGUGGAGGUGCAACAUUACGUACAAAAGGAGCAGUCUAGCCGACUAACUUCAUAACGAUAAAACUGAAGUUGAUAGUGCAGUAAUGUGCGUUUUCGCUUAUGCGUUUCCCUAAUUCUGUCAGCCAGGUGGAUUCAGUACCGCCUUUCUUCUCAUGACUGUUAUAUGCGGUACAAAACGUAUUCGGCAUUCGCCCGGCUACGUCCAUGAAGAACGAAACGCAUAAAAGUGUAUCUCUUCAUCGGAAACGUUUUACAUAAAAUAUUCAUGCGCAUCAUACAUUACACAGAGGGAAACUUUGUGUGUUAGGCCAAAAUUACGGCAUAUAAAAGAGGAUUUGCGACUGCGCUGGACUUUCGGAUUCAACAUUGACGCUCCCUCACACAAAACAACGCUUCAGGUCUAUUGAGACAGGUCCCGUUUGGAUGCUAGUGAGUGCUGAGGCUAGAAGUAUUUAUCGGCAAAAAGCAUUGCCUGGCAGAUAACUACCUAGCUGACUGGACCUAGAUAUAAUCGUGAGCAAGGAAAAGUGGACAGAAGGCACUGAUUAAGCUAGAAGUUAGCAAGCAAGCAUCUACGAUAGCACUUUCCCCUGCUUUAUUUAUCAGAGGGUUAAUUCGCUGUGUUAUGAAAGCAAAAACGGUAUAUAGGUCUUUUAGUAGCAAACAAAUUAGGAAAGCAAGAAGCAGAGUCUAAUUAAUGGUAAGCUAAUUGACACUCGAUAAAAGCACAUGUACAUGUAUACAACCUGUUUCCCUUUCACUGUGAAUUCCGAGAUAUAACUGAUAAUUAAAUAAUUUGUCUUGUGAACACCUGAGGAUGUUUGUCCGUGGCUUGUCCACGGUUACCUCAAAGAGAGUGAUGUGGUUUCUGUGAAUAGUUUACACAGCUCAGCUCUAGACCAGUUGCUGAACUAGUUUUGACUGAUAAUGACUGUGUGUGUGAAUGACUCAUGGAAACAAAAAUUAAUAAUGACAAUUCCGUAGUGAUUUAAGUUUGAUAAUAUCCAGAACUAUAGGACUCCUGCUGCCGUGUCUAAAUUUGACAGCCACCAUGCCCACAAAGAUAAAUCUAUUUUAUAGAUACUAAAAUAAAUAUAAAUUGAUUUAAUAGUAUAUGGCACCAAUUCGAGGGGACGAUACAGUACCUCCCAGUCUGACUGGUGGUGUGAGUCGAAUAAUGGAAAAUCGCAUCUUCUGUCUCCAGGGAGAAAUAAAUGUCCUUUCGCGUGGAUAUGCUACCUAUAUAUCCAAUACAUAGUAAUGAUGAAAUGAAUCAUUAUAAUAUAAUUUAGUAAUUAUAGUUGAAUACAAAAUAGGGAAGAAUCUAAAAAUGCGAGACAGGUUAGUGGGCAGGGAGUUUGCAACGCGUGAAUGAAAUACGGAAGUGAAAUAAAGUAUGUUUAAAUAAACUGAAUAAAGAUGUUUUAAUUAUUUUACAAACUUCAUAUGGACAUAUGAUGGAUGUUAAAUGGAAGCUAGAUUUGUUAGAAGCUGUACAGGUCACGAGAAUAUAAAGAAUAAACUCGUUUUAACGGAUCAGUCCUGAAGCAAACUUUUUGCACAGCUAGAUACACCCAUGCACAGAUGGACAUAAUUUUCCUAGGUUUUCUGUCAUUUUAAUUUCAGAGACGAUUAUAAAGAGCAAUUAAUUUGCACUGGUAUUGUCGGAAGGGAAAAGGGCCGUUGCUACAUGUUGAUAACUGAUUGAUGAAUGCAUUAUUGCGAGAUGCCUAGAGAAGAUAGCCUAUCAGAAUCAAUAGUUAAGAAAUGCAUGAGUAUAAAAUGGUAUGAAAAAAAUUAUUCAAUUGUUUUGUUAAUAAAAUAUAUAAUACGUCAUGUUUUCCGUGCAACGGACAUUAUCUACCUUGAACUAAGAGCGUCAUGUGUAUGUGUAUUUCCUUUACGCAUGAUAUUUACA